AUGAGUAUUUGGUGGAUAUUUUUAAUUCUUACUGCUAAAACUAUUGCUGAAAAAUCAAUAUCUGAAUUAUCAAACAAUGUUGGUAACUUUCAGGUGAACUCUACAAAAGUACAUUUUGGAAGCAAAAAAGUUAAUAAUCUCUAUAUCUAUGAAACUGUUGAAAAACAGAAAGUGAAUUGUACUUGGCCUUAUGUUUUAACACCAUCUGGAAAUUGUGUCAACGUGUUAAUUGAUCGAAACAAUUGUGGUAAAGUUGGUAACAAAUGUGCUGCUAGUUAUAUUAGCUGCUCUGGUGGUAACUGUAGUAUAGCACCUGCUGUUCAACUAAAUGAACCAAAGAUCGUUUGGCUAGGUGCUUUAAAUGGGUUAGCAGUACUUAAAUAUAUUAAUGUUACUCUACCGUUGAAUAUCACGCUAUACAAUACGACAACAAAUCAUAUUACUGUAACAACAAGCGGAGUUUUUUGUGUUGGACUAUGUUCGAAGAAGUUCGAAUUUCCAUCUCAAAGUAAAAGUGAAUUCAUCUAUGCAUUAGCUUAUGUAGCAUGGAGCCCCUUAUAUAAGAAUAAUGAAAGAUCUGCAAAAAUUUCUUAUAAUAUUUAUGGUAAUACUCCAAGUCGAACUGUUGCCUUUGAAUUCAAUGAAACUAUUUAUGAAAAACAAGACAAAAAACAAUAUCUUCACUUUCAAGUGUUAUUCUUCGAAGCUCAACCUAAUAUUAUUCAGUUCAUCUAUCUAGAUGUGUCUAGUAGUGGCAAAUCUGGUCCAAUUGGUGUACUAAGUAUGGAUGAACGACCAAUGCUUCGGUAUUCUCCUGAACAACCCUUUUUUAUGCUGCAAGAUGUGUCUAUCACAUUCGAUACCAAUAAUAAUACAUACACUGCCGUCCACUUUUGUGGAUCAAAAACAUGUACAAUGAAUGAAGCAUGUAUACAAGAGAUGUGUGUCGAACGAGGUAAUUUGAGUUUCGUUGCUCGAUGGUCUCGUCGAAAUGGUCGAGGUCAUCUUAUUAUUCGAACACCACUCAAUAAUACUAUUUAUUAUGGUAAACCUCGCACCAAUUCUUCUUCUGAUGAAGGUCGACAUGCAUUAGUGGAUGAUGGUAAUCAGGUUGACCAUAUUUAUUGGCCAUUGAAUAGCAUACCACCAAUAGGAACUUAUAAGAUUUUAUGUUUCGACAAAUGUACGGGUUAUGAACCUAUGGAAGCUCUACCAUCUUAUCAUUUCAAUAGCCCAACAGCUCUUCCAUACUGGGACGAGUUAGUCAUCAGUGACGGAACAUCUGAAGGAAUCUAUUAUUUUAUUAACGGUAAUACGUCUAAUCGAACGGUUAUUUUUGAAUACUAUUUGACACAUGAUACACAACCAAACGAAUACUGCCAUUUUCAAGUCUUAUUCUUUGAAGCUAAACCAAAUAUUGUUCAAUAUAUCUAUCUCGAUGUAACUAAUGGUGGAAAAACAGCUACGGUUGGUAUACAAGGUUCUAGCAGUGGCCCAUUUAUGCAAUAUUCUUUUCAACAACCAUUUUCGAUUCUACCAAACAUGUCUAUUACAUUUGAUACCAACAAUAAUACAUACACUGCAGUUUUCUUAUGUGGUUCAAAAACAUGUACAAUGGAUGAAGUUUGUAUACAAGAUAUGUGUGUUAAACGAGGUAGUUUGAGUUUCGUUGCUCGAUGGUCUCGUCGUAAAGGUCGAGGUCAUCUUAUUAUUCGAACACCGCUUAAUAAUACUAUCUAUUAUGGUAAACCUCAUACCAAUUCAUCUAUUUAUGAAGGUCGACAUCAACGAGUUGGUGAUGGUAGUCAAGUAGAUCGUAUUUAUUGGCCAUUGAAGAGCAUAGCACCGAAAGGAUCUUACAAGAUUUGUUUUAGUACUGGUAGUUUAUUAAAUGGUACUGAUAAAUCACCAGUGACAGUAACAAUUGAGAUACAACGCUUUGGACUAACGAUGAAAACCUUGACUCAUACUUUUAACAGGUCAACAAGGAAUUUAGAUGAAUGUAUAAAUACAAGUGAUGCAUUUGUUGGUUUUAGUGAGAUAAGAUGGUCAAUGAUUGAUACGAUGAAAACUACUCGAAUAAAACAUACAGCGUCCAGACUAUUAAAUGGCAAAGUAUUAGUGGUUGGUGGAACUAAACCAUAUAAUCUAUUUAAUACUGUUGAGUUAUACGAUCCAUUGCCAGGAAAAUGGACAAGAGCUGCUUAUAUGAGUACUCCUCGAAGUUAUCAUACAGCAUCUGUUUUAUUAGAUGGAAAAGUAUUAGUAGUUGGUGGAAAAAGCCAUAUUGCGCUGAAUACUGCUGAAUUAUACGAUCCAUUGUCAGGAAAAUGGACAAAUGUUGGUAGUAUGAGUACUUUUCGAACGCAUCAUACAGCAUCUGUAUUAUUAGAUGGCAAAGUAUUGGUGGUUGGUGGAGAUGACGGAGAUGAUAUACUGAAUACUGCUGAGUUAUUCGAUCCAGUAUCAAAAGAAUGGUCUAAUGUUGGUAAUAUGACCGAUGCUCGAAAGGACCAUACUGCAUCUGUAUUAUCAGAUAGAAAAAUAUUAAUAGUUGGUGGUUCCUAUAAUUAUUUUUCUAAAAAUACUGCUGAAUUAUAUGAUCCAUUGUCAGGAAAAUGGACAAAUGUUGCUAAUAUGACAACUGCUCGAAAAUCUCAUACAGCAUCUGUAUUAUUAGAUGGAAAAGUAUUGGUAGUUGGUGGAUAUGAUGGAGAUCAUGUAUUGAACACUGCUGAGUUAUACGAUCCAUUAUCAAGAAAGUGGACAAAUGUUGGUAAUAUGAUCGGUGCUCGAAAGGGUCAUACUGCAUCUUUAUUACCAGAUGGAAAAGUAUUAGUGAUCGGUGGAGAUACUGAAAGUUCUACACUGAAUACUGCUGAGUUGUAUGAUCCAUCAACAAGAAGUUGGAUACUUACUGAAAGCAUGACUUAUCCACGCGAGUCGCAUGUCUCAGUAGAAUUAUUAGAUGGAAAAGUAUUAGUCACUGGUGGUUUAUAUUAUUAUAAUAGACCUUUGGAUAAUGGUGAAUUGUACGAUCCAUAA
This is a messenger RNA of Rotaria sp. Silwood1, 3045 nucleotides long. NCBI's taxonomy places the organism in Eukaryota, Metazoa, Rotifera, Eurotatoria, Philodinida, Philodinidae. The record is from the annotation of a GenBank genome assembly.